This is a messenger RNA of Styela clava, 1977 nucleotides long. RefSeq lists its product as uncharacterized. NCBI's taxonomy places the organism in Eukaryota, Metazoa, Chordata, Ascidiacea, Stolidobranchia, Styelidae. The record is from RefSeq and is a predicted model, not a curated record.
UGGGAACUGACUUCGUAACAAAAUUGAAAUUGUAAGAGGACUUUAUGGACACCCUGUAUAUCUUUUCUUGCACUUUACGUAUCAUAGACCCAGUAUCUGGAGAUGUGAAUUUUUCAUAAACGCAGACGCGAUGUUGUCGAGACAAAAGUGGCAGACAGGAAAUUCUGUAUUUUGUUGACUCUUUUGAGUUACAUAAGAUCGUUCAAAGUUGCACGUAGUCAAUAUACAUUGUUUGUUUUCUCAUCUCGUCUUGUUUUCCCGUUUCCCGUAACUAAGCUGAGAACAUGUGCAGCUGUUUAGGUAAAAUUCAAAUUUCGGGUUUCAAAAAUACCCUGUUUUAUUUGCUGUUGCGUGAUGCAAAACAAGUCAGCAUAUGCCUAGCGUCAUAUUUUCCCAUAUAGUUACGCAACAGGAAGCAAUAAAACCCCCGAUCAUUUUGAAUCUUGUUUUAUUCAACAUAACGUUUAAUACAGACGAGUUCUCAUUUCAACGCGAAAAUGAUGAAGAAACCUUUAUUGCUGAUUUCCUUAGCACUAAUGAUCAACUGUUGUUCAACAGCUCCAGAAACAACGUCCAAACCAAGAACGACAUUUAAACCAAGAACGACAACAGCCGUUUCCACAAUCGGGCCAUGCUGUCCGUCAUUACAAGCUGAACUUGACAACCUAACUGCAGAGGCAGCAGCGUUGCAAGAAGAAAUCAUCGACUUUCAAAAUCAGGUUGAUGCAAUUGAAAUAACUGUUAAUCAUCCAGAUGCAAAACAAUCCUGUGACGAAUUCAAAAAAAUGGAUUUUUCAUCCGGUUAUUACAAUAUUGAUCCAGAUGGCCCUGAUGGUGAAAUGUCUCCGUUUGAGGUUUAUUGUGAUAUGGACUCUGAUCCUGAAUGGGCUGUUACUAUGCUUGGUCAUGAUUCUGAAUCGCGUACGCUUGUGAGUGGUUGUCAAAAUCCCGGAUGUUACUCACGAGACGUUACUUAUCGGCAAUCCACGUAUCAGAUUGAAGCUAUCAUUUCAGCAUCACAGACCUGCAAGCAAUAUCUUUCGUACGAAUGCUACGGAUCAAUGUUAUUCGAAUAUUCCGAUUAUGCUUGGUGGGUCUCACGUGAUGGCGUAAACCAGUAUUAUUGGUCAGGAGCUGAUGAAGGAAGCAAAAUGUGUGCAUGUGGAAAAAAUGGAAACUGCAAUGGAACAUCAACUACCUGCAAUUGUGACAACAAUGACUUUGAAUGGAGACAAGACGAUGGGUAUUUGACAAACAAGAAUAAUCUGCCAGUGACUCAGAUAAAUUUCGGAGAUGUUUUAGGAAUUGAAGAAAAAGGUUAUUUCACUCUGGGAAAAUUGGAAUGCAAGAGUGAUGCAAAAAGCAUUUCAACUUGCGCUGGUCUGAAAGAAAGUGGAAAUCCGACAGGGUAUUAUAAAAUUACUCCAAGCUCAACCGUUGAAUCUUUUUUAGUUUAUUGUGACAUGGAUUCUUAUCCGGGAACAGGAAUAACCGAGAUCGACCACGAUGAGCAAAGCGGAAGUCUUAAUUACUAUUCUUCCAAUAAAAAUAUACAAGUUAAUUACAACGUGUCAAUGGAUCAGAUUGUUGCUCUAAUGAGUGUUUCACAGCAAUGUGAACAAUAUAUUGAAUGGCGUUGUUCCAGAACAAGGAUGUUUUACAGUGACAAAAACUGGUGGCUGUCACGUGAUGGAGACAAAAUGACCCACUGGGGAGGAGCUUCCCCCGGGCAUGAUGGAUAUUGUGGGUGUGGAGAAACUGGAACGUGUCUGCCUGGAACCAGUUAUGUACACAAAUGCAAUUGCGACUAUAUUAGCUCCAGUGAUGGCACAUACCGUGUUGAUGGAGGGUAUCUGUACGACAAAAGCACAUUGCCAGUAACUGGCAUGGCAUUUGCAUUGGAUUACUAUUACUCUUCUUCCACUUAUUCUCGGGGAGACUACAAACUUGGAAAACUUAGGUGCUAUUGAUGCCCUA